CAGCUGCCUCCAGGCGUGAUCAUCCAAGAUGCACCCAAGGGCCCUGGCUGGCUUCCUCUUCUUCAGCUGGACGGCUUGUUGGUCCCUGCCCCUUCCCAGCGAUGGAGAUUCUGAAGACUUGUCCGAGGAAGACUUCCAGUUUGCAGAGAGCUACCUGAAAUCAUACUACUAUCCUCAGAAUCCUGCUGGAAUCCUGAAGAAAACUGCAGCAAGCUCUGUGAUUGACAGGCUUAAAGAAAUGCAGUCAUUUUUUGGCUUAGAGGUGACUGGCAGACUUGAUGAUAACACCUUAGACAUCAUGAAAAAACCAAGAUGUGGGGUCCCUGAUGUGGGUGAAUACAAUGUUUUUCCUCGAACUCUCAAGUGGUCCAAAAUGAACUUAACCUACAGAAUUGUGAAUUAUACACCUGAUCUGACUCAUUCUGAAGUGGAAAAGGCCUUCAGAAAAGCUUUCAAGGUGUGGUCUGAUGUGACACCUCUGAAUUUUACCAGAAUUCACAAUGGCACUGCUGAUAUCAUGAUCUCUUUUGGAACUAAAGAGCAUGGCGACUUCUACCCAUUUGAUGGACCCUCUGGUCUGUUGGCUCACGCUUUCCCUCCUGGACCAAAUUAUGGAGGAGAUGCUCACUUUGAUGAUGAUGAAACAUGGACAAGUAGUUCCAAAGGCUACAACUUGUUUCUUGUUGCUGCCCAUGAGUUUGGCCAUUCCUUAGGUCUGGACCACUCCAAGGACCCAGGAGCACUCAUGUUUCCCAUCUACACCUACACUGGCAAAAGCCACUUUAUGCUUCCUGACGAUGAUGUCCAAGGGAUUCAGUCUCUCUACGGUCCAGGAGAUGAAGACCCCAACUCUAAACAUCCGAAAACGCCGGACAAAUGUGACCCUUCCUUAUCCCUUGAUGCCAUUACAAGUCUCCGUGGAGAAACACUGAUCUUUAAAGACAGAUUCUUCUGGCGGCUGCAUCCUCAGCAGGUUGAAGCAGAGCUGUUUUUAACAAAAUCGUUUUGGCCAGAACUUCCCAACCGUAUUGAUGCCGCCUAUGAGCACCCUUCCCAUGACCUUAUCUUCAUCUUUAGAGGCAGAAAAUUUUGGGCACUUAGUGGUUAUGAUAUUCUGGAAGAUUAUCCCAAAAAAAUAUCUGAAUUGGGAUUUCCAAAAGAUGUUAAAAAGAUCAGCGCAGCCCUUCACUUUGAGGAUUCAGGAAAGACACUCUUCUUCUCAGAAAACCAAGUCUGGAGCUACGAUGACACUAACCAUGUGAUGGAUAAAGGCUAUCCCAGAUUCAUUGAAGAGGUCUUCCCAGGAAUUGGUGAUAAAGUAGAUGCUGUCUACCAGAAAAAUGGUUAUAUCUAUUUUUUCAACGGACCCAUACAGUUUGAAUACAGCAUCUGGAGUAACCGUAUUGUUCGAGUCAUGCCAACAAAUUCCUUAUUGUGGUGUUAAAAGUGUUUUUAAAAUAUUGUUAUUUAAAUCCUGAAAGCAUUUGAGAUAACACUUCCAGACAUUUGGGGGGUGAGUUAUGGAAGAAGGAGAGAUAUCGGGGAAAGCUUAGUUCUGUGAACGAGCUUCAGUAAGUUAUCUUUGACUAUUUAGUAUCUAUACAACUGUGCGUGGCUGGAACCACAUUGUAUUUUAAAGUUAUGAAAUUCAUUAUCUCGAUGAAUCACCUAAUUCUUGUGUGCUAUGUAGAGGCAGUAGUUGACAACAUUCCCAUCAAAAAUGAGAUAUAUGGUGUGUCAAAGAGAGUUACUUAACAUAUUAUUCAUAAGAAAACUUUGCAAAGACAUAAAAGUAAACACAUUUAUCCAAUUAAUGAUUUAUCUUUACUAAAUGUUAUAAAAUAGUAUGAAAAUGAAAUUUGGGGGUAGCAUAUGACAUCUGUACACAAAAAUAAACCAAAGGGAAAUGUCCACAGUAAAUACAUUUUAGGCAACUUUCCAAAGAAAUAUUUGGAUUUUGCACUAAAAAUAUUUGGAGCUACAUGCCCCUCUUCAUACAGACACUAAGGAAACUUCACAGUCACUAAUGAUAGGAGACAGAGGCUAGCAGUGAGGACGGAAGAUGCGGCCUUUGGAUUCUGCUUAAUUUUCACUUUUGACAGUGACUCAAAGACUGCUCUCAAAAAAGAUAGUUAUUCCUUUUCAUAUUUAUAGAAGACAAAGUGUUAAAAUAUUUCAGGUAUUAAAAUAUUUCAGUCUUUCAAAAACAUAAAACUAAAAUUGUUAACAAAAUGAUCUAAAGCCAUAGCAUCACUUUUUAAUAAAUCAUUUGAUCAUUUAAAACUAAAAGUAGUGUUUUACUUUUAUUCUAUCUAAAAUUGUUUUAAUUGUCCAGUUUACCUUGGGUAUAUAAGCUGUUUUUGAAAGAAAUAGUCUAAAACACAUCUUACAAAUUGGAAAUGUGUAUGUUAAAAAAACAAAGAUAUCUAAAAUAAAGAAAACAUGGUCCUCUUGAAGAAUAAAAUUAUUCCUUUUUUCUCCUUUUUUUCCUCUUUAAUCCUGUAUAACUUUUGACAGUGCCUUUCACUUGGUACUUGUUGAAUAUAUAAAUGGCCUUGAAGGGAAGAACCAUUGUGUUGAGAAAUCAUAUUCAUAAAAAUUCAGGCAAAGAAAAGAAAGUAUACUGUAUAUGCAAAGUGUAUUAGGAAGUGUUCAUGUUGUUUAUAAUAAAAAGAUAUUUUCAACAGA
Messenger RNA from Capra hircus (goat), 2688 nucleotides. It is a transcript of the gene MMP13, whose product is annotated as matrix metallopeptidase 13. Gene Ontology annotation, biological process: collagen catabolic process; extracellular matrix organization; proteolysis. The coding region runs from base 29 to 1444 and encodes 471 amino acids. The transcript is spliced from 10 exons. The record is from RefSeq and is a predicted model, not a curated record. Lineage: Eukaryota; Metazoa; Chordata; Mammalia; Artiodactyla; Bovidae. Gene Ontology annotation, molecular function: metalloendopeptidase activity; zinc ion binding. Gene Ontology annotation, cellular component: extracellular matrix.